ACCCUUCACUCUCACCUCUUUCGAAUUUAUAUUUCGCUCGAUCCGUUUUAUAUAUAAAUUUUCAAUUUCUCAAAUUUCCCUAAUUUUCCCUCCAUUUCCGUUGACCCUUUUUCUUGGAAACUCUUAAAAACCUCUCGGAAAGUUAAAUUCAUUGUUGGGGUUUUCGUUUUUGUGUUGCUUGCGCUUCAGAUUCUGGCUUUGUUUCUUUGGGUUUCAGCCGAAAAUUUGUUGUUUUUUUACCCAUUGGAAUUCUUGGAUGACUGGUGUGGAGAGUACAAGAGAUACGAAAAAGGGCGAAGAAAGGCGUAGCUCGUUGUCGGGAAGACCAAAAGCUGAUGAUUUCGGGAGGUCGGUUUCGAAGAUUGCGGUGGCACAGAUUUGUGAGAGCGUCGGUUAUCAGGGAUGUAAAGAGUCCGCUUUGGAGGCUCUUGCCGAUAUCUCGAUUCGAUAUCUCUGUGACUUAGGGAAAAAUGCUAGUUUUCAUGCUAAUUUAGCUGGUAGGACUGAAUGCAAUGUGUUUGAUAUAACUCGAGCUUUAGAAGAUUUGGGGGAUUCACAUGGGUUUCCAGGUGCUUCAGAGGUUGGGAGUUGUCUUGUAGGCUCUGGUACGGUUAGGGAAAUAGUUCAGUUUGUGGAUACAAAAGAGGAAAUCCCAUUUGCUCAGCCGGUGCCUAAGUUUCCGGUUGUUAGGAACCAGAAACUGAUUCCGAGUUUCGAGCAUAUGAAAGAAACCCCUUCUGGGAAGCAUACCCCGAGUUGGUUGCCGGCUUUCCCUGAUCCCCACACUUAUAAUCAUACACCUAUGUGGAAUGAGAGGGGAUCGGAUCCUUGUGCUGAUAAGAUUGAGCAAGCAAGGCAGCGGAGAAAGGCUGAGAGGGCUUUGCUGAGGUUGCAACAGAGACUGGUGUGUAACGGUUCUACUGGAACCUCAUCUUCCACGGUUUUGGAUGCUAAAACGGAAAAUAUACAAGAAUCUAGAAGUAGCCCUUUUCUUGCUGUCCCGCUGCAACCUGGGGAGAAAGAUGUUUCAGAGGUUGUUUUGCCAGCUAAGCUUUCCAAUGAACCAAUCAAGGAUGAUCAUGUUACUUUACUAGAGGCAUAUGCCCCCGCCAUUGAAGCAAUGAAAACCGGUCCAUCUAAUGGAUUAGAUAGCGAAAAGAUGUUCCUGCCUGAGAAAAGGCCUGCUGUUCAAUUCAAAUUCAAAACCGGCAAGAAAGUCUUGGGUGAGUUGCUAGAUUUGAGCUUGCAGAAGAAGGGUGAGAGGAGCUCGACAUUCUUUUUACGUGAUGAGGAGCGGGAUGAUAAGAAGAGGAGAGCCGAGUUCAUUCUUAGACAAACUACGGAAUAUCCGAUGGAACUUAACCAGUCUUAAAAAGUGUAUGUUAGGUAGUUCUUUAUAGAAAUCUCAUAUUUUUUGGUAACUGAUCGAUUUAACGGGAUGUUGAUGCUUUAUCCUUGGAUCAUGCUAACUAUUGUUCUAGCAUGGAUUAUAAUCACACCGUUGGGAGACUCACUCUAACAGAUAUUCGAGGUAUGAGAACUAGUUUCAAUUAAUUCUUUGGUAAUGAGGUUCCUAUUUCUUCACCAUUUGUGUUGUACUGAAUACUGAUACACUUACUUUUUACAUUGGUUUCAUGCACUGUAUUUUUUUUAACCAACAUGUAGUGAAUUGUAUUUGUUUA
Molecule: messenger RNA, 1682 nt
Organism: Gossypium raimondii (Peruvian cotton)
Lineage: Eukaryota; Viridiplantae; Streptophyta; Magnoliopsida; Malvales; Malvaceae
Product: transcription initiation factor TFIID subunit 8
Exons: 2
Coding region: 257-1372 (371 amino acids)
Cellular component (GO): transcription factor TFIID complex
Molecular function (GO): protein heterodimerization activity
Source: RefSeq, a predicted model, not a curated record